Lolium perenne is the source of this 1975-nucleotide messenger RNA. RefSeq names its product pectinesterase. Gene Ontology annotation, biological process: cell wall modification. The record is from RefSeq and is a predicted model, not a curated record. NCBI's taxonomy places the organism in Eukaryota, Viridiplantae, Streptophyta, Magnoliopsida, Poales, Poaceae. Gene Ontology annotation, molecular function: pectinesterase activity; enzyme inhibitor activity.
CAUCACAAUCUAGCUAGUUCGUAGUCGUGCUCGCGUAGCACUCGUACGCGCGCAAAGGACACGUUACAAUGUCAGCCUUGUAUUCCGAGAAACGAAGGCAUCUCUUCGUCCUGCUCAGCCUCACUCUCGCCGCCGCCGCAUCCGAUGUCUCCUUCUAUCCCUCCGCGGAGACCGCCGCGGCGGCGCACUGCGACGGCACGCUGUACCCGGAGCUCUGCCUGUCCACGCUCGCCACCUUUCCGGACCUCCACAAGAAGUCCCUCCCGGAAGUCAUCACCCACGCCUGCAACCGCACGGAGACCGACGUCACCGCAAUGUCUUCCAACUGCUCCUCCUACUUCCGCGGGAAGUCGCUCAGCGCGCGCGACCGCCGAGCCCUGUCGGACUGCGUGGAGCUUCUCGACACCACCAUGGACGACCUCCGGGCCACCAUCUCCGACCUGCAAGACCCCGCCAAGCGCCCGAUCAUGGAUCACUGCAUGACCGUCCUCUCCGCCGCCAUCACCAACCAGCAGACGUGCCUCGAGGGCUUCUCGUACCAGAAGGGCGGCGACGUGCUCUCCCACGUCGAGCCCGGCAUCAGCCACAUCGCCCGAAUGGUCAGCAACUCGCUCGCCAUGACCAGGAAGCUGCCCGGAGCCGGAGCGCCUUCGCCGUCCACGUCGAGCCUCCAUGAAGAGCGGCAGCCGUUCACGGGGUACGGGCAGAUGGUCAAGGGGUUCCCGCGGUGGGUGAAGCCUGGUGAAAGGCGGCUGCUGCAGGCACCGGCGUCGGGCAUAAAUGCCAAUGCCGUGGUGGCCAAGGACGGGAGCGGGACGUACAGCACCGUGUCCGCGGCGGUCGCGGCGGCGCCGACCAACUCGAAGAGCAGGUACGUCAUAUACAUCAAGGCCGGCACGUACUUGGAGAACGUGGAGGUGGGGAAGAACCAGAAGAACCUCAUGUUCAUCGGCGACGGCAUAGGCAAGACGGUCAUCAAAGCCAGCCUCAACGUCGUCGACGGCUCCACCACCUUCCGCUCCGCCACACUAGCGGUGGUGGGCGACAACUUCCUGGCCCGCGAUCUGACCAUCGAGAACUCGGCCGGCCCAUCGAAGCACCAGGCGCAGGCGGUGGCGCUCCGCGUCGGCGCCGACCUGUCGGCUUUCUACCGCUGCAGCUUCGUGGGCUACCAGGACACCCUGUACGUGCACUCCCUGCGGCAGUUCUUCCGCGAGUGCGACAUCUACGGCACCAUCGACUUCGUGUUCGGCAACUCCGCCGUGGUGCUCCAGAGCUGCAACCUCUACGCGCGGCGGCCCCUGGCGAGCCAGAGCAACAUCUACACGGCGCAGGGCCGGACGGACCCGAACCAGAACACGGGCAUCUCCAUCCAGAAGUGCAAGGUCGCCGCCGCGUCGGACCUCGCCGCCGUGCAGUCGAGCUUCCGGACGUACCUGGGCAGGCCGUGGAAGCAGUACUCCCGCACGGUGUACUUGCAGUCGGAGCUGGACAGCGUCGUCGACCCCGCGGGGUGGCUCGAGUGGGACGGCACCUUCGCGCUCGACACGCUCUACUACGGCGAGUACCAGAACACGGGGGCCGGAGCUAGCACGUCCAACCGGGUGAAGUGGAAGGGUUACCGCGUGAUCAGCAGCUCGUCGGAGGCCAGUACCUUCACGGUGGGGUCAUUCAUCGACGGCGACGUCUGGCUAACUGGCACGUCCAUCCCCUUCACCACCGGGCUGUGACCGUAUUAUUCUAUCACGGCGAGAUCUGGGUUUGAUGGCAAUAAGUGAACGACGCCCAGAAGCAAAAAAAAAGCACCACUUCGAUCGUUUUGGGAUGCCGAUUCUUUGUUUUUCUAGACCAUCAUAUACGUGAUUGGUUCAUUAUAUAUUGAUAUACGUGCAACGCAUAUACCGGUUUAAGAUCUCCGUAUAUGUAAUUCUUCAUGUUGGUUUGUACUUAAUUAUGCAAUAAACAUAUUUAUAUA